UGUGUGUGUGUGUGUGUGUGUGUGUGUGUGUGCAGACGCGCAAUUGUGAGUGAGUCAGAGUGAGAGAGAGAGAGAGAGCGCGCAGGAGUGAAACAGAGAUAGAGGAAUCCAAGCUGACAGCUUCCCUAAUAGAGCAUGAUUAAUUCAGCCAGAGAAGCACGGAUUCGUUGGAAUACAGCAGCAUUUUCAGUUCGAUAUUUUACUGAUGAGGAUUGAGCAAAAAUGUCGACAGGAGAUCUGCUUUCGGAAGCAUGUUUAAACAUGGACCAUCGAAAAAACUUAAAAUGGUGGCUGCAUUUUUUAUUUCUUGCCCUACUUUUUGGCGUUUCAUCUGGAGAAGUGCGUUACGUCCUUCCCGAGGAGAUGCAGCGGGGCUCGGUGAUCGGCAAUGUUGCGAGGGAUCUAGGGCUUAAAGUGUCGGAGCUUAACGCUCGUCGGGCCCGUGUUGUUGCAGAGGGAACGAGCCAGCUGUGCGAACUGGACGCUGCGUCAGGCAAUCUUUUGAUCAGCCAACGGAUAGACCGAGAGGAGCUCUGCGCGCAAGCCAGUGUCUGCAUCCUACAGUAUCAGCUUUUACUCGAAGAUCCCCUUAAAGCAUUCAGCUUAGUGUUGGACAUUGCAGAUAUAAAUGACAACAGCCCAGUGUUCCCUGCAGGGGAGAUAACACUAGAUUUAGUCGAAUCAACUGUGCUGGGGAGGCGUUUUCCACUGGAGAGCGCACAUGACCCCGAUCUGGGAACCAACUCUAUCCGUGAAUAUAAACUGAGCCCGAAUGAUCACUUUACACUGGAAAUGAGUACUCAAAUAAACGGCAAUGCUUAUCUGGAACUUGUUCUCAAAAAGCCAUUAGACCGAGAGGCACAAGCUGAACAUGUAUUGAAAAUCAAUGGGAUUGACGGGGGGAAUCCAGUCAGAUCAGGAACUGCUUCUAUUCAUGUCCGUGUUUUGGACGCAAAUGACAAUGUCCCAGUUUUUAGUCAACGAGUUUACAAAGCCUAUGUGCCUGAGAACUCGCCCAUAGGGACUCUUAUAUCAACACUGAAUGCCACGGACUUGGAUGAAGGUGUCUAUGGAGAGAUAACUUAUUCUUUCAGUCACCUAUCAGACAAGAUAGGGGGUGUUAUUGAAAUCAACCCAAUGAGUGGAGAGGUCCGUGUGGCAGGUCCCAUUGACUUUGAAGAGGCCAGUACGCACGAGCUGGAUGUUCAGGCCAAAGAUGGAGGGGGGCAAGCCUCUCACUGUAAACUUAUAAUUGACAUAAUUGAUGUAAACGACAACAAACCUGUGAUAGAGAUUAAAUCAGCCUCUGCUAAAGUGGCUGAAGACUCUAGACCAGGAACUAUGGUCGCUCUGAUGAAUGUUUAUGACAUGGACACUGGGAGCAGUGGGCACGUCACGUGUACAAUUGCAGAUGAUGUCCCAUUUAAGAUUGUAUCAGAGGUCAAAAACUAUUACAUGUUAGUGACUGACGGGUUGUUAGAUAGGGAGUUUCAACCAGAGUAUAACAUCACAGUGACAGCCACAGAUGCGGGCUCUCCCUCACUCUCCACUGUAAAAGUUUUAACAAUUGUGGUUACUGAUGUCAAUGACAAUCCCCCGACUUUUACGCAUAGCGAGUACAAUGCCAACCUCUUGGAAAACCAACCUGUUGGCACGUUUGUGAUGAAAGUGAAAGCAGAAGAUAUUGAUGAUGGACCCAAUGCUAAAACUCUGUACCAAAUAUCAAGGGACACAAGCUCAGAUGUGUCCUCCUUCCUUACCAUCAACUCAGCAACAGGGGAGCUCUUCACUUCACGCCUCUUUGACUAUGAACAAACAGUUUACUUCCAAAUUAAGUUGACAGCUCAAGAUGGAGGAAGCCCCCCUCUCUCCACUACCUGCACUGUAAACGUUUUUAUCAAGGACCAAAAUGACAAUACACCGGUUGUCCUGUACCCUGUCCAAACUUCCGGAUUCAUUGCUGAAGAUAUGGUGCCAGUUGAAGCACCAAGAGGUUACCUGGUUACUAAGGUUGUAGCUGUGGACUCAGACUCCGGCCACAACGCAUGGCUUUCCUACAGAAUAAUCAAAGCAACGCAGCCUAACCUGUUUAUGGUCGGCCUGCAUUCAGGAGAAAUCCGAACUGUGCGAGCAUUCAUGGAGGAUGAUGAAUCAAAACAAUCUAUUGUGGUUUUAGUGACAGAUAACGGGCCUGAAUCUCUCUCUGCCACAGCUACAGUGAGCAUAGUCAUUGGUGAUGGGCUGCCUGUUUUAAACGAACUCUUUGAGUUUUCAGAUGAAUCACAGGACAGUGAUAACUUGACUCUCUAUUUGAUCAUCGCCCUGAUUGCUGUUUCCUCUCUUCUCAUACUUUUAAUUACUGGUGUGUUUUAUUUUAAGCUCUGUCGGCAGAGUUACGUUUACCGUUCAACCACUGCCAGUCUCCCCGUUUUCCCUACGGCCUACUGCCCCCCUAGUUUUGCAGAUUUUAGCCAUUGUGGGACCCUACUGAAAGAUGAUCGUUAUGACCCCUUUCUGACCACUGGGUCUUGGAGGGGCGAUUUUCGUUUCAGCUCAAACACAGACACAGACACACUAAAACAAAGAAGUGCAGCCUAUCAGAAAAACACCCUAAGGCGCACUAGUACAGAUAGAGCUAGUCUGAAGGUGAGGUCAGGUGGGCCGCAUCCAUGUUACGUUGUCACAUGAGAGUCCAACAAUACAUUUUGUAAAUAUGUUGUUAAAUAAUCCCUGUUUUAUGUUUUAAAUUCGGUCCCGUUGACUGUCUAAUAUAUACAUGGUUAUAUAGAAUUUUCAAAGAAAUGCAUAUUGUGGUAUUCUUUGCCUAAAUGGUGAAUGAUUGAAAUCAAAAGUAUUCAUGCAUGAAAAUGUUGUGAGUUAUGUGUUUAGUUAAGCUCUCUGGGUUUAACCUCAACAUUUCUACCCCAUAACUUGAUCUUGAUCAUAUGGCAAUCUUAACCUAUUGGUCUGUCCGUCCAAUAUUUUUUUUGUAUCACAGUAGAAUAAAUAAAGAAUCCUUAUCUGUUUUGUUUGUGAUCCCUUUCAUUGGUGAUCUUUAGUGAGGCCAGUUGUAUCUUCAUCUGUUCUAUUCUUCUUUUCUUUGACUUGUUAGUUGCCACCCCCCUCCCCCCUCUCUAUUAUAGUUUGUAUAUUUUCAGGGUAACUUAGUCUCAACUUUCCCAUAUCCUGUUAUUUAUGGUCUACAAAUGUCUAAGUUAAUAUAUAGAGUAUUUAUUUGCUCUUUAUUUUAAGUUAAAAGAUAAAUAUUGGAUUAAAUUGUAAAACAUAUACUGUACGUGUGAUUUCCUACAUUUUAAGUGCAUGGUCGACCUUUCUAUCACUGUAUAUUUUUAUCUUCUGAGAGCCAUACAGAAAAAGAUGGUCAUCACUUUUAAUCUUUUGCUUUGUCAGUGGAGUUUGGCUUUGCCUGUGUUUAUGUUUAGGUGUAAAACAAUAUAAACAAAACUAUUACUUUUUAAUCACAAAACAAUACAGUUAAGUUUGAUAUGGUAUAAUUUGUUCUCACAAAUUAUGAUUUGUUGUGUGACAGAGACCUACAAGAAGCUUUGCACUAUAUGAAUGGAACUCAACAAAAUGUAAACAGACUAUACUUGUAUGUUGAUAAAAAAAUAAACUUAAAAAUAAGA
Messenger RNA from Labrus mixtus (cuckoo wrasse), 3647 nucleotides. RefSeq names its product protocadherin beta-15. The record is from RefSeq and is a predicted model, not a curated record. NCBI's taxonomy places the organism in Eukaryota, Metazoa, Chordata, Actinopteri, Labriformes, Labridae. The transcript has a single exon. Gene Ontology annotation, biological process: homophilic cell-cell adhesion. Gene Ontology annotation, molecular function: calcium ion binding. The coding region runs from base 223 to 2688 and encodes 821 amino acids. Gene Ontology annotation, cellular component: plasma membrane.